This is a messenger RNA of Chionomys nivalis (European snow vole), 496 nucleotides long. It is a transcript of the gene Rps15a, whose product is annotated as ribosomal protein S15a. Gene Ontology annotation, cellular component: cytosolic small ribosomal subunit; ribosome. The record is from RefSeq and is a predicted model, not a curated record. The transcript is spliced from 5 exons. Lineage: Eukaryota; Metazoa; Chordata; Mammalia; Rodentia; Cricetidae. Gene Ontology annotation, biological process: translation. Gene Ontology annotation, molecular function: structural constituent of ribosome. Bases 41 to 433 code for a protein of 130 amino acids.
CCCUCCCACCCUCUUUCGGCCAUCUUCCCGCGCCGCCACCAUGGUGCGCAUGAACGUCCUGGCCGACGCUCUCAAAAGCAUCAACAAUGCAGAGAAGAGAGGCAAACGCCAGGUCCUCAUCAGGCCCUGCUCCAAAGUCAUCGUCCGGUUCCUAACCGUGAUGAUGAAGCACGGUUACAUCGGUGAAUUUGAAAUCAUUGAUGACCACAGAGCUGGGAAGAUCGUCGUGAACCUCACAGGCAGGUUGAACAAGUGUGGAGUGAUAAGCCCUAGAUUUGAUGUGCAACUCAAAGACCUAGAAAAAUGGCAGAACAACCUGCUCCCGUCCCGCCAGUUUGGCUUCAUUGUACUGACCACCUCAGCUGGCAUCAUGGACCAUGAAGAGGCAAGACGAAAGCACACAGGAGGGAAAAUCCUGGGAUUCUUUUUCUAGAGAUGUAAAACAUAAAUAAAGAGCCUUUAUGGACUGUGCUCAGGGUCAGUCCUUUUGAACCUU